This is a messenger RNA of Bombyx mandarina (wild silkworm), 842 nucleotides long. Its product is annotated as meiotic nuclear division protein 1 homolog. The record is from RefSeq and is a predicted model, not a curated record. Gene Ontology annotation, biological process: reciprocal meiotic recombination. NCBI's taxonomy places the organism in Eukaryota, Metazoa, Arthropoda, Insecta, Lepidoptera, Bombycidae. Gene Ontology annotation, molecular function: double-stranded DNA binding.
AUGUCCAAGAAACGAGGUCUUAGUGCUGAUGAAAAGAAGACUAGAAUGCUUGAAAUAUUCCAUCAAAGUCAAGAUUUUUUUCAAUUAAAGGAACUAGAAAAAAUAGCACCAAAAGAAAAGGGUAUUACAAUGCAAUCAGUUAAAGAAGUGAUUCAGAGUCUAAUUGAUGAUCACCUGGUUGAUUCUGAAAAAAUUGGGACUUCAGUGUACUUUUGGUCUUUCCCAAGCAAAGCAAAAAGUACCAAGAAGAGGAAGCUACAAGAACUCCAGAAUGAAUUUGAUGAAUGUACGAAGAAGUUAAAGAAAACUGAGGAAGUCCUUAUAGCAGAAUCGAAAGGCAGAGAGAUAUCUGAAGAAAGAAUAAAAAUAUUAUCAUCUUUAGAAGAUCUUCAAAAGCAAGAGGCUUCAUAUAAGAGAGAAUUACAAAAAUACAGAGAAUCUGAUCCUGAAUAUAUUGCACAACUGAGACGUGAAAUAACUGAAUUGAAAACAGCCAGCAACAGAUGGACAGAAAAUGUAUAUAUAUUGAAAUCUUAUAUAAAAAAUAGUUUUCAAAUAGAUAUUGAUGCACUAGAAGAAAAUUUUAACAUACCUAAAGAUAUGGAUUACAUUGAAUGAAGUUUUAUAUACAAGGCAUUCCUCAUAACCUAGGCCCAGAACAUUAAAUUUAAGUAUGGGAAAAACCAAAGAAGAAAUUCUUUGGCAAGUUAAUAUAUUGUACGUAGUAAAUUGAUUAACUGAUGUAAUUUAAAAUUCAAAUCAUUAAAGCACAUUGUAACGAUUCUAACUUUAUCUGUAAGUUUGCAUAUGUAAAAGUAAUAUUUGUGAGAAAUAAAAAUAAU